Molecule: messenger RNA, 602 nt
Organism: Prorocentrum cordatum
Lineage: Eukaryota; Dinophyceae; Prorocentrales; Prorocentraceae
Source: the annotation of a GenBank genome assembly
CCGCGCGGACGUCCGAGUUUUUAUGUUUAUGCCAUUUUUUGUUUCCCUAGUCCCUCAGGAGUCCUGGUACGACGAGUCCGGGGAGGGCGAAGAGGAGGGCGAAGAGGAGGAGCGGGACGAGGAGGACGAGGACGAGGCCGAGGAGGUGGACGAGGAGGAGCAGGCAGAGGAGGGCGAGGCCGCCGGAGCGGGCAACCCCUUCGACGAGGAGCAGGCAGGGGAGGCCCCCUCCGACGAGGAGCCCGCGCCGCACGGGGAGGCGCCGGGCCGCGCGGCGGGGCCUCCCCCGCAGGCGCAGGCCGCGCCUCGGCAGGCCGGAGGAGGGCCUCCGAGCCCCGCCGCCCGCUGAGGAGGCCUCCUCCUCCCUCCCGCGGCCCCCCUCGGCCUGCCCAGGCCCCCCUCCCUGCGCUCUGGGCGCUCCCCUCUCCCCCACCCUCCUCGCAGGGGCCCCCGUGCCCUCAGCCGCGCGGCUCCCCCCCGCAGCUGCGGGGGUGCUCCCCGCGGCGCACGGCGCGGCCUAGGAAUGCUAAUGCCGCGGGCAGGCCCCGCACCGCACGGAGGCGCGCGAGCGCGCGCGAGCGCGCGCGCGCAAAAAGGCCGCG